Centruroides sculpturatus (bark scorpion) is the source of this 879-nucleotide messenger RNA. RefSeq lists its product as uncharacterized. The record is from RefSeq and is a predicted model, not a curated record. Lineage: Eukaryota; Metazoa; Arthropoda; Arachnida; Scorpiones; Buthidae. The coding region runs from base 1 to 450 and encodes 149 amino acids. The transcript is spliced from 3 exons.
AUGCCUAAAUACCAGGUAUAUUUAAUGGCUGAGCUAGGUGAAUCAGAUGGUGAUGUUUACGAAGAAGCUGAAAGAUCUAUAGUUAAAGUAGAAGCUGGCAGUAGUACGGAUAAUGAAACUGUUCCACAAACAGCAGUCCAGAUGCCUGAAUUUGAAAACAGGCGAGAAAUUUCUGCUGCCGAAGCGUAUUCUCGGUAUCAGGCACAGCAGGAGCAGGAGAAUCGAAGGGUGUCGUUUUUUCGACAUCCAAUUCGAUGGUAUGCUAAUAUGUUUGAUGAAGAUUUGCUUUACUUUCCUUUAUUUGCACAUCCAUCAUUUCUGUCUCCAGUUUUCUAUCCAAAUCACGGCAUACCGGGUGCCUUUGCUUUUCCACAUCAGAAUUUGAAUAAUCACUACAACGCAGAUUAUAACAACAGGGAUUAUCGUUCUCAAAACAGAGGAGGCACUUAAUGAAAUCAGUUUUUACAAAGCAUCAAACUUAUAAUCAACUUUUUACUACGAAUAAAACUCUGUGAUUUUUAUAUAAAUGUUUUGACAAAUAUUUUACAUAUUUAUAAAAUUGUUACUACUAAAUAAAACAAGUUUAAUAUUAAGCAUUGUCUUAAUUCAAAUUUGAUACACCAGAUACACCAGAAUUGAUAACAGUUCAAGUGAUAUAUAGAUAGGAUUGCAGAUGUCCCAGUUUUUGGAUGAUAUCCCAACUUGGUUUGUAAUUUUGUCUUGAUUGGAGGAAAAGUAUCAAAAAUUUAUGAAAAUUAAUUGGAAAGAGGAGCAACUUUCAGAAGCCCCCUAAGGUAAGAAAGGUGGCUGUAGUGUGACCUGACCUUGAUGUCCAGUGCUAAUGCAGCAGCUGAACUACUGUCAGUUCCCUCUUCCUAC